AUGAUUGAUCCGUCAAUUACUCAAGAGGAGUGGGAAGCAGCAGAACGCGAAGCUGACAGAGGACCAGUUCUGAACUUUCUACAAAACGCCAUGGAUCGACUUAAGAAGGCUGGGCCAACACCGCUGCCUCCUGCGAUUCCCAAUACUGCCCUCCGGGCACAACCUCUCUACUUUCGCAUACUUGAUUCUAGAGUGUGCGUAUCUGCUAUUGCAGUAGUCCUUUUUUCGCCACCAUAA
Rodentolepis nana is the source of this 237-nucleotide messenger RNA. NCBI's taxonomy places the organism in Eukaryota, Metazoa, Platyhelminthes, Cestoda, Cyclophyllidea, Hymenolepididae. The record is from the annotation of a GenBank genome assembly.